ACUUUGGCCCUUCAUCGUCAUGGACGUGUGCUGAGUGCUGACUCUCUUGCGACACUGGCCGCACUUCCAUAUCUAGAAAGUGACAUCGAGCUGUCUGUUGUUGUCCCCACUAGCCAGGGCUGGGUGCAGAGAAAUCCUCAGAGGUUUAUUAAUUUGGAUGCUAACCUUACUAGGGACCAUUAUAGCCUCACCUUCAAGCUCCAGCUGGGACUUCCCAGACCUCUACUGGCCACACCAUGAAAGCAUAAUGGCACUUGCUAUAUAUAGUGUCCUAAGUGCCCUGUGGGGCUUCCGCUGGGCUCCCACAGCCACCUCCGCCCGCCUCUCCUGCCCCGACCAGGAUUCUCUGGCUCUAGUCCACCAGCGGGCUGACAUUCCAACCACGAACAGAAGGAGCUCGUCCCCGUGCCAGGCGCUGUCUUAAUGCCUCGCACACAGCACCCUCUUUAAGCCUCCCAGUGCUCCCUGGAGGUGAUAGUACCAUUGUCCCCAUACUACACAGAUGGGGAACCUGAGGCUCUGAGAAGUGGCAGAAACACUUGUUCAAGGUCACGGAGUCAGGAGAACUGGAGGCACUCACGCCCCAAACACCGGACCCUGGGCGUGGGGUCCAGGAACCUUCCAUUUGGCACCCAGGAGGCUGGAGGUUUCUAGGCCUCGGUUUACCCAUCUGUGAUAUGGGAGAUCCAGUCCAGGUGGCCUCCAGAGCCCCAGAUACUCCUUAGGUAAAGUUACAGGAGCGAGUGGUGACCAGCAAGGUCUGGAGAACUUCCUACCCAAACCUUGAGGGUCCCCUAUUUUGUACCAUUGCAUUCUUAAAGGGCCAGCACCCUCUCUCUCAGCUGAGUGCACAUUUCAUGAAGCCCUGCUCCUGUGGAAGUAAUUUCCAGGAUGGGGCAGGGGCCCCUCUGCUCUCCUGCGGCCCUCAGUGCUUCCCCGAUCCCAGCCCCGGUCAGACUUUAGGAUUCUGACCUUAACCCUGAUAAGAAGCUCUUGCCUGAUGUGGGCCCCACACAUUAGAGGACAUUCCACUAGGGACUCGUCCCAUGGAGCAAAGAGCACAGAGCAAACAAAUGUGCUUUCUAAAUCUUGAUCUUCCUCUACUGGACCCUACUUAGGGGGCCCAGGGUCAGCUGUGAGCAGAGGGGUGUGGAAGAGCUUGGGUACGAGAUAAAGUGUCCCUAGAGCACGCACCCGGCUCCCUGCUUCUGGAGAGAUGGGGGUUGGGAAAGAGGGGGGCUGGUUGAAGGCUGAGAUCUCCUGUGUCCCACAUUCUAGUACAAAGCUCUGGAACUCCUGGGCUUAACGUGAUUAUCCUGCCUCAGCCUCCCAAGUAGCCAGGACAACAGGCACGUGCCACUGCCACUUGGUCGGGCUGACUUCAUUAAUUAUUUUUGUUUGUUUUUUUGAGACAGGGUCUCCCUGUGUUGCCUUCGCCUGAGUCUCCCAAGUAGCUGAGAUAACAGGUUGCUCACCACCCCAAGUGGCUAAAUUAUUUUUUAGUCAUGGUAAAUCAUACAUGACAACACUUACCAUUAGGGGCCUUUAGCACAUUCAUGAUGGUAUGCAACCAUUGCUUCUACCUGAUUCCAGAACCUUCUCAUCAUCCCAAAAGGAAACCUCAUCUCCCCUCCCUCCAGCCUUGACAACCACCCAUUGGCUUUAUCUCUAUGGAUUGGUCUGUUCUGGACAUUUUGUGUGAAUGGAGUUGUACACUCUGUGGCUUUUUUUUUUUUUUUUUUGGUGGGGGUAACCAGGGAUUGAACUCAGGGGCACUCGCCCACUGAGCCACAUUCCCAGCCCUAUUUUGUAUUUUAUUUAGAGACAGGGUCUCACUGAGUUAGCACCUCACUUUUGUUGAGGCUGGCUUCAAACUCGAAAUCCUCCUGCCUCAGCCUCCCAAGCUGCUGGGCUGACAGGCAUGCGCCACAGUGCCCGGCUAAAUACUGAUUUUUUAAACAACUCAUGUACCAGACGGCAUUCCAGGUGUGGAAGAGUUGGGUAUGGAGGUGAGUAGAACAAACAGAAAAUUCUGUAAUGCUGCUCACUUCCUGGUGUGGGGAGGGAGACAGAAAACUCACAGAUAUACAAAGAAAUAAAGAUGAUGGGUGACACCUGUAGUUGAGGGGGAGGAGGAGGUGUUCUGUUGUUGUUUUGUUUGGUCUUGGUUUUCCUGGUGCUGGGGAUGAACUCAAAGGCCUUAUGCUGAGUUACAGCCCGGCCUCAAGGGUGGGUUCUUGAGAAAAAAUGGGGAUGGGGUUAAAAAGGGGCUGCUGUUGCAGGUUGGGCAAUCGGGGACCCCUUCUCUGAAGAGGUGACAUUUGAGCUGAAUAGCAGGAGUCAGUCAUGGGAUGAAUCAUUCCCUGCGGAGGGAAAGAAUGCCCAGACUCUACGGUGGGAAUUCCAAUGGAGAGGUUGGAGGGAAGCAUGAGGGCUGGGAUGACGUGACCCAAGGGACGGCACAAGAUGAGAUCUGAGAAGAGGACAGGGCUUUCUGGCCCACCGUAGGGAAAUUGGGUUUUUAUUCUGUUUGGCGGGAGCAUUUGGAGGGAGAGGUGACGGCUGGGACAAGGGUGAGAGAAGUGGAUGAAUUCAGAAUAUAUCUGGAGGCAGAGCCACAGGGGUUCGCUGAGAUUGGAGGGGAAAGAGAGAAAUCGGGGCUGCCUCCUAGAGUGUGGCAUGAACAGGUGCAGUUGUGACUCUUGGUGGGGCAGAGCAGGGUGGGGGGAUCUAGAAUUCAGUCUUGGAAGUGUUUGGGGAAAUCCAUCAGACUGACGCUGUUGGACGUGAGUCCAAAGCCCAGGGGAAACCCAGGGCUGGGCACAUAAAUUUGGGAGCCACCAGCACAGAGAUGGUGCUUAAAGCAUGAGACUGGAAUUUUUCAGGGUCUGUGUCGUAGCAGGAAGAGAUCAUGUAUUCAAAAACAGUAACCGAUGAGAACUUAAUGAAGCAACUGUUUACAAAGGUCACCCGUGGAGGCCCAGUAGAUUGUGUACCCUCUUGACCCCCAAGGAGAGCCAUGUAGAGCUGCUACUGGGAUGUCCCCAAAGAGGCUUGGAGGGAGAGGACAUGGAAUUAAAAUCCUGGGCUUGCUCUUCUUUCGCCCUUCUGCUGAAGCCAGAGGGAAAGAAACUUGUCGGCACAUGUGGAUCUGAAGCCUGAGAAGGGUUGCCUGUCAGGCAGGAGGAAGCAGGAGAGGCUGGUGACCCUUAGGAUGAAGGACGGCGGGGGACAGAGCCAGCAACCAGGUCUUCAACAGAGGUCAUAGGGCUGCAGGCCCAGAGCCGCUUAGCAUGGCCAGAGGAGGGGUCAUGAGGUGACAGGCGAAGAGGGCACCAUGGAGACAAUUUCUUUUGGAAACAGAUUUUUUCCUUUUCUUUUUCAUAUUUCCUUUUUAGUUUUAGGUGGACACAAUAUCUUUAUUGGACAUUGAUGUGGUGCUGAGGAUGGAACCCAGUGCCUCGUGCAUGCUAGGCGAGGGCUCUCUACCACUGAGCCACAACCCCAGCCCCUGGAAACAUAAAGCUUGAACCUUCAACAAUCUCCCAACUGAGUUAGGCACAGUCGUCCCGUCCCCAUUUUACAGAUAGGAAAACUGAGCAUUGGAGAAGGUUCACACCUUGCUCAGGUUAUGGGAGGGAGAGAAGCCAGGUUGGCUGACUCUAAUUAGGCCAGCAGGGUCAGACGGUCAGAGGGAGGAGGUUGGGAUCAAGGAGAGGGAAGAGGAAAAGGGUGGAAAAGAGGAAGCGUAGGCAGGAAGGGGUGAUAAAAUAGUUGGAUUAUUGGGGGUUUCUGAGGCCAGAAAGCCCCCCCCCCGUUUUCUUUAGGUAAGUGUCUUUCUUCUGGAUCAUCCUGGAAUAGUGUGUUGCGGGUGGGGUGGGGGAUAGGGUUCUGUUGAAAGCCUUCUUCGAUCAGCGGGAAGAAUGGAAAAUGUCCCUGCAGGUGGGUGGCACACGCGCGGAGUCUGUGAUCCUGCCCUAGAAUGACAGAAUUUGCUCCAAAGGGAGCUGCUCCCUGGCGCUAGACUGAACGCCGCCAGAGCCCAAGGUGACCGUCUUUCAACCGCCACAGCUCGCGGCUCCCUGGGCGCGCUCUCCUUAUUUUCUGAGUGUAGGAGUGCUCUUGGCGCCUACGCCGCGCGGACUCUCCAGGGCGGGAAAGGGAAGCCGCUGCUGGGCUUGGUGAGGGCAGCAGCGCACCAUUCCGAACCUUGCUGAGGCCAGGAGCUGGGAGGGAGCCGGCGGACCCCGCGCGCCUUUAGGCGGAUCCUGGCGCCCCCUCGGGCCAGAGCUGCGCGCCGCAAGGGUGGAAAGUAAGGGGCUGGCCCAGAGGCCAGGGGCGUCUCUGGCCGCCGGCAGACACCUUCUGGACAAGGAUGACCAUCAGGGGGACACCCCCACAAGAAGACUCCUGUUUUAGAGGCCUAACCCGGCUUUCUGCCAGGGACAUUGAACGAAAAAGGUGCCAACGUGCGGGCAGCGAGAGAACCCGGCCCACAGAGCGACUCCCCUGGGUAACGGCGGGGUCCAGGUAACGCUUUUUAGAGGAGUUCUGUGCCCUAAGCUGACCCCAGAGGACCAGGGCAAGAAAUCCAGUUCUCCGGCAAGGCGCCCCCGCCCCGAGGGCGGGGCCGGGGCGGAGCUGGAGUCCUUCAGGCAGGUGCCGGGGGCGGUGCCCAGCCCUGCCCCCAGGGGCCGUUCUCGGAGGCCAGAGGCGGGUCCGCAAAGCUGCGGGCGCGGGCGACGCCUUAGAACCACGGGCGGAGACUGCGGCCACAGGUGCCUCAUAGGGCACGGUAUCCUGGCUCUGGGCAUCAAAACCCAGAGUCUGGGAACUUAGGCUCCCAAGCUGCACCUAACCCUGGACACCGAGGUCCCCGGGAGGGAGAGCAGAGCCCUGGGGUCGUCUGAAGAGCAAAGCCACGAGCCCCCCGGGCCAGACAGCGAAGCCCCGGAGCCUGCUGAAGAGCAGGACACUGAGGUCUUCAGGCUGGGCGGCGAGGAUCUUCUUCCCUCAUCAGCGCAGGACGUUGGGGCUCCAGAGCAAGAGAGCGAAGUUCUGCAACCAUCAGCCGAGCGGGUCGCAGAGCGCCCCGGGCGGUCCGCAGCUGCAGGCUCUGUGAGUCCAGGGCCAGGUAGCGCCGACCCUGGGCUGCCUGCAGUGCAGAGCGCGGAGGUCGCAGGGCAGUAUUCAGCUCCUGGCCCUGAGACCUCCUCCUCCUCCGGGUCAGGCCCGGAAGUCCCCCAGUUGCGAUUUCCACUGAGUCCUGAGGCACCCCAACGGCUCGCCGCGGAGCUGCUCAUGGAGACGCCAAUCGAGCGCGAAAUCCGCCGCAGCUGCGAACGCGAGGAGAGCCUGCGACGGAGCCGGGGCCUGAGCUCCAGCCGCGCAGGCCAGGAACUGGUCGAGCUGCGCGUGCGGCCGGUGCUCAGUCGGCCAGGUCCCGGCCCCGCGCUCCCGCGCGCCUUGGGGCGCGCGCGGGCGGGCGCAAAGAUGCAACGAGACAUCGAGCGGGAGGCUCACCGGCAGGCGGCGCUGGCUCGCCCCGCGGCCCCCGAGCCGAGCGCCCGUUCGCCCUCGCAGCCGCUGGGAGAGCUCAAGCGCUUCUUUGAGGCCGCCGCGGAGAACAGCUCCUCGGCGGCCGCGGAGGGCAGCGCGGGCUCACAGCGGCUGCCGGAGCCUGGAGGCCCGCAGCGCUCGGCCGUGCAGGGCCGGUGCCCAGUGCUGGCCCGCGCCCCGCUGCCGAUCGCACCGUCACUGCUGGAGCAAGAGGUGCGCGAAGUGCGCGAGCGCGAGCGGGAGUGGCAGCGCCAGAGGCGCAGCGUCUACGGUACCACUGAGUUCAAGGAACCCGCGCCGAGCCUCACGGCGAGCAGGGGCGAUGGAAAGUUGGCAGUGAUCUGGCCCCCCCGCAGGAAGGCUUCGGAGAACGGCCUGGAGCAGGAGGAGCGCAAACCUUGAAGUUUGAAUAGGCUGGGACCCCUGGCUUGAAGUAACAUACUGGUGGGAGGACCGGGUUAGCGACGCCCAGCAGGACUUCCCUGCCCACCCUCCCGACCCGCCCCCCCUUCAGCAGAAGGCCUUAAGAGGGGUCAGCCCUCUGUACUGGUGAACCUGAAAUCAACCACCCAUUCUGUUUUCAGAAUUUGUGAAACUGACCAGUCCCUUCUGUAAAAUGGUUUAGUCUCCACUAGGAAACUGACCACCAUCCACAAACAGUGACUGUUCAACCCCUCUUAGUCUAACUGAACUAACCUUCUAACCUUUCGAUUGUUAGACGGCCGGGGUCACCUUCCCCCCCCCUCCCCCCCGCAAUAAAGCCCCGUUUUUCCUGG
Marmota monax (woodchuck) is the source of this 6335-nucleotide messenger RNA. It is a transcript of the gene Misp3, whose product is annotated as MISP family member 3. The coding region runs from base 5302 to 5961 and encodes 219 amino acids. The transcript is spliced from 4 exons. NCBI's taxonomy places the organism in Eukaryota, Metazoa, Chordata, Mammalia, Rodentia, Sciuridae. The record is from RefSeq and is a predicted model, not a curated record.